GCAUACGAACUUUGUAUAUAAAUGCUUUUCCUUUUGCAAUUUAUGUGCAAACGUACAAGAGAGAGAGAGAGAGAGAGAGAGAGAGAUAUUUGCGUAGAUGCUGCCCAAUUCGUGUCUCCCCGCAAAUUCCAUAUGCAGUGCUGCAGCAGGAAUUGCAGGAAAUGUCUUCGCCCUCGUACUGUUCAUGUCCCCAAUACCGACAUUCCGAAGGAUUGUUCGGAAUCAGUCCACCGAGCAGUUCUCAGGAUCGCCUUACAUAUACACGCUCUUGAACUCCUUGAUAUGUCUGUGGUACGGCUUGCCACUCGUGUCGCCCGGCGUGAUAAUGGUCGCGACCGUCAAUGGGAUUGGGGUUGUUUUUCAGGCCGUCUACAUAACCGUCUUCAUUGUAUACGCCAGUAAAGCCAAGAAGCUGAAGAUGUUGGGACUGAGCAUAUCAGUUAUCGUGCUCUUCCUAGUCGUGGUGAUCAUAAGCUUGCAAUUCUUCGAUUCGCACUCGCGGCAGAUUUUCGUCGGGUACCUGAGCGUCGCUUCCCUUAUUUCCAUGUUCGCAUCGCCCCUCUUCAUCAUCAAGCUGGUGAUCAAGAUGAGAAGCGUCGAGUACAUGCCUUUCUAUCUCUCUUUCUCGACCUUUUUGACGAGCCUAUCUUUCCUCGCGUACGGAUUGUUCAAAGCCGAUCCAUUCAUUUAUUUUCCGAACGGAAUCGGGACGAUUCUGGGAAUAAUUCAACUGGCGUUGUACUUCUACUACAAGAAUGUAUCUACAGUGCACUUGAGAGAGCCCUUAAUAAACUCGUGCGCCUGAUAAGAUCACAUACACGACGAGGGACUGAUCUUUGUGUCGGUUUCCGUUCUCUUGUGCCGGGUGAGAAUAGAAGCUGGAAUAGUGGCGUGGUCAAAGUAGUCCAAAUUCGAAA
Molecule: messenger RNA, 917 nt
Organism: Eucalyptus grandis
Lineage: Eukaryota; Viridiplantae; Streptophyta; Magnoliopsida; Myrtales; Myrtaceae
Product: bidirectional sugar transporter SWEET2a
Exons: 6
Coding region: 98-805 (235 amino acids)
Biological process (GO): carbohydrate transport
Cellular component (GO): membrane
Molecular function (GO): sugar transmembrane transporter activity
Source: RefSeq, a predicted model, not a curated record